Spinacia oleracea (spinach) is the source of this 2306-nucleotide messenger RNA. RefSeq lists its product as uncharacterized. The record is from RefSeq and is a predicted model, not a curated record. The coding region runs from base 477 to 2306 and encodes 609 amino acids. Gene Ontology annotation, cellular component: nucleus. NCBI's taxonomy places the organism in Eukaryota, Viridiplantae, Streptophyta, Magnoliopsida, Caryophyllales, Amaranthaceae. Gene Ontology annotation, biological process: regulation of gene expression. Gene Ontology annotation, molecular function: sequence-specific DNA binding. The transcript is spliced from 4 exons.
UUCACCAAAUGCCCCUGAGGUUUACUUUAAUGCACCAAAUACCCCUAAACUUUCCAAAAUGCACCAAACACCCCUGACGUAUGCAAUAAUAUCAUUAAAUGCCCUUUUGUCUGACGGACGUUAACCCUCCGUUACCAUGUUUUUACCUUGUUGCCCUUACUUGUCCUUUCUGGCGCCAUAUCAAAAAAGAAAAGAAAAAAUUCAAAACCUAACUUCCCAACUUAUUCCUCGACAUUUCUCUCUGUUCUCUUACACCAUUAGAGAGCACUUGAGUACCAAACCAAAGAGAGAGAAAGAUCGAAAUUCGCUGGGAUUUGUGUAAAACAACUCGCAAUAGUUAGUCGAAGUAAAUCCCCACGAAAAGAUCGACAAUUUGGUCCAAAAAUCUGCAGUUUUCGCGAGUCCUACAAAAGUGGGUGCAAGGAGAGCAAAGGACUGGAAUUUGUGGCUUCAACUUCAUCAAAAUUGUGUCAAGGAUGGUCGCAAUUUGGUUGUUAUGUCAUUAUAAUGAUCGGAAUUUUGAUGUGAGGGUACAAGAUACUGAUGAAACGAACUACAUGGAUUUGGUUGAUGACUUGUUUGAUGAUUCUAUUAAGCAAGAUGUUCUGAUUCCCGAUUUAUUUAGAUUGUUUUAUGUUAAUCCUAGUACGAAUAAAAGAGUAGAAUUGUUGAAUGAUGUUGGUUUGAUGGGCAUGUGGGGUUUAUUUAAGCGCACAGAUACUGUGGAAAUAUGGAUAGAGAAGGCAAAUGAGAAGGAAACUUCAAUCCAAUUUAGGACUGCAGUUAAGAAAAGGAAGGAUAGGAAGGAAAGGAAGGUUGCAGAACUUAGAAGGAAAGCUGAGGAGUUUGAGAGGGAGAGGGAAGAGGAAAGGAGAAGGUUAGAAAGGGAGGCUGAGAUUCAAAGGGAUUUGGAGGAGCAAUUGGCAAACACAGUGGCAGUUGAGGUGCCUGUGUAUGAUGUUGAGGAUUUAAGCGUAGAGUACGUACGUGUUUACAGCUCACAACAUGCUGACUGCUUUUCCCCGGGAGGUUCCCAGCCACCAAAUACACAAAAAGAGCCUUCACCACCACCAAGAGAGCCCUCACCACCACCAAAUAAUCCAUCACCACCACCAAGAAGUCCCUCACCACCACCAAAUAAUCCAUCACCACCACCAAGAAGUCCCUCACCACCACCAAAUAAUCCAUCACCACCACCAAGAAGUCCCUCACCACCACCAACCUCACCACAGACACAACCACAGCAACAACAACAACAGACAGAACAUCAGCAACAACAACAAACAGAACAUCAACAACAACAACAAACAGAACAACAGCAACACCAACCCACAGAACAGCAGCAACAACAUCAAACAGAACACCAGCCAGAUCAGACACCCCCUCCUAACAGGGCUGAGUUAAACAAAGGGAGGGGUUUCAGAAUUUCCAGAAGUCAUGCUAAGAAGACGGGUGAGUUUGUUCCUAAGAAGAGGGGGGGAAGGCCUGCUGGUUCAAGGGUGAGGAAACCCACUGCAUACAAUGUGGAGGAAGAGGAGCAAUGGGAUGAUGAGAGUGAUGAUGAAAAUUUUGAGGAGAGUGAGAGUGAUAGUGAAACUGGUUUCAACUCCGACGAUUUAAUUGACGAAGAAAUUGAAGAAGAUGAAGAACAAGAUGUUCUUAAGGAGGUAAUUUCUGAGAGAAGUUUUGAGGAUCAUUUAGAUGGGAGUAAUAAGCUGGAUAAUUUGUAUGCAAAUGGGAAAUGUUCUGGUUGUGCAGGUGGGGGUUUGGGGUGGACUGUUUGUGCAGUUGGGGGGGAUUGGGGUUUAGGGCAGUGUGGUGUUGUUGUUGGGUAUGGCCAAUUUGGUCAUUGUCAUGCUGUGUUAGGUACUCUAAGUACAAUUGUGGGGAAAAGGAGGCCUUUAAAAUAUUUUAAUAUGUGGUAUGUCGCUCCUGAUUUUCUGGAUUCAUUCAAAAGUAACUGGUAUGAUUUUGUAUCUGGUGUUUCUAUUUAUAAAGUUGUGCCAAAGCUGAAAAGAUUAAAAAUUGUGUUAAAAGAGCUUUCUAAGCUGAAGUUUUGUGAUAUUCAAAAUAGUGAAGCUGCUGCCCUCCAAAAGUUGUUGGAGUGCCAGAAAGAGCUUCAUAUAUCUAUAGGGAAUCCUAAUUUGGCAUCCUCGGAGAAGGAGGCAGCUGAUCACUGUAAGCUAAUUCACAAAUCUUAUCUCAGUUUCUUAAAGAAGAAAAGUAAGUUGCAUUGCCUUAAGGCUGGGGAUUCAAAUCAGGGCGGACCCACUAUGCACAAUUUUUUAAUUCAAAAAUCAGUUUAG